This is a messenger RNA of Apus apus (common swift), 1330 nucleotides long. It is a transcript of the gene HAUS8, whose product is annotated as HAUS augmin like complex subunit 8. Gene Ontology annotation, molecular function: microtubule binding. Bases 30 to 1076 code for a protein of 348 amino acids. NCBI's taxonomy places the organism in Eukaryota, Metazoa, Chordata, Aves, Apodiformes, Apodidae. Gene Ontology annotation, cellular component: nuclear microtubule; cytoplasm; centrosome. The record is from RefSeq and is a predicted model, not a curated record. The transcript is spliced from 10 exons. Gene Ontology annotation, biological process: spindle assembly; centrosome cycle.
UGUCCUCGUCACACCCCGCUCUUUGCAAUAUGUCCGGGCUGUCGAGUGACUCCAGCGCGGCGGUGGCGAGCGGAGAUGAGUCUAAGAAUAAGCGGAAAGGAGGAAGAGUCGUGAGGUCUCGUUACCUGAAAUACGACAAGAAGGACCCCAAGAAGGACACUUCAGCAAAUUCUUUUUCAACUUCUACUGUUAAACCAUCUUCUGCAACUAAACCAAGAUCGGCUCUUCCUCAGAGGUGUAAAACAUCUGCUGGGGUUUCCUCUCGUUCAUUCAGUCAGAGUAGUUUUGAGAAGGAUGACUUGCAGUCCACUUUGUUAGAUGGAGAUAAAGUUAGUCGACCAGACCUUGAUCUCUCAGCUAUUAAUGAUAAAACUGUCAGAAAAAAGGCUCCUGAUUCAAACUCUACUGGCAAAAGAGAUAAGACACAUCAAAAAAACCAAGAAGCUGAAAAUGAUUCUCAGAUAAGAGAGCUGGAAUCCCUGACACUGCUUUUGACUUACCUAAGAAUAAAGGCAGGAAAAAAUCUUGCUGAGCUGGAGAAAAAAGCAGAGAAAAACUUGCUAAUGUUAUGUGAAGAAAAGCAGAGACAGCAGGAGAAGCUCUGGGAGUUGAAGCGUGAAAUUCUGCUCAAAGAGAGAGAGCAGAGGCUUGAUGCUGCAUUAGACAAACAGAUAGAGGUACUUUCUCCCCUUGUUCCUGUUUGUGAGCGGUUUAAAGAGCAAUAUAAACGCUUUGCACAUUCCCUGGAUGCCACAAGACAUGCAUUACCCAUCAAGAAUAUCCACAUAGAAGGAGAUAUGCUAACAUACCUUGAUGAACUGCAAAAGGAGUUAAGUAUCACACAGGAACUUCUGCCAGAAGUUAUGCCAAGGCUCUCAGGAGAAAGUACAAAAACACUUAGUCUGCUUAAAGAACUUAAAGAAGUGUCUCAGGAAAUGGAUAAAGAGCUUCAAAGGAGCUUCGCCCAAGUGCAGAACCUGUCGUUUCAAGUUAGUAAAGAAGUUUCUCUGCAUAACCAGAGAGUGUGUGAAGAGAAACAUGGACUAGAUGAAGUGAAACGCUGGUACUUUGACUAAGUUUGUGUGUUAUUUUACUAAUAGGUGGGUACUAGAUCAAUGCCAGCAGACCUGUUAGCUUUUUACUUCUUGUGUGAACAGGUAACUUGUCCCAGUUUUUUUGUUAUACUUACAACAAGUGAAAAGUUUUGGUAAUUUGUUGCCUGGUUGUCUUUGAAACAAAUUAUUAAAAUCCUAAAUGGUUUUGUCUUAACCUGACACCUUCUUUUUAAGGACUUAAUUUUUUAAAUAAUAAAGACUAUUUUUCACUGCUA